Ixodes scapularis (black-legged tick) is the source of this 3539-nucleotide messenger RNA. RefSeq names its product protein krueppel-like. NCBI's taxonomy places the organism in Eukaryota, Metazoa, Arthropoda, Arachnida, Ixodida, Ixodidae. The transcript is spliced from 2 exons. Bases 350 to 943 code for a protein of 197 amino acids. Gene Ontology annotation, biological process: regulation of transcription by RNA polymerase II. The record is from RefSeq and is a predicted model, not a curated record. Gene Ontology annotation, molecular function: RNA polymerase II cis-regulatory region sequence-specific DNA binding; DNA-binding transcription factor activity.
UUAGAAUUGAGGUUGUCAGUACUAUAAGGGGUAAGCCUUUCAAGGUUAUAAAUCAUAUUGGCUACGUCUACAGUGUCCUAUAAUGCAAUUCAUGCAUUAUAAAACAAAAAUAAAAAGUCGCUGCCAAAAAAAAACUUAAAAAAGUGGAUGAUUAUGUGGGACAUCCUUUCUUAAUCGCUCAUCUGUCUUCAAAACUUAUGGUCGUGCCUCUUUGCAGGUGACCCUAGGUCCAGUGUGACUGCAGCUGAAAGGCCUUCGACAUUUGUCCCGGGCCGUUUUUAUUUUGUGUGUAACUGCUGCAUCUACAUCUGCCAGAACUUCAGCAAGCUUUACCAGUACCCGAGAAGCCAUGACAAUUGCAACUGAAUGGCCGUCGGCAUUUGUAACAGUUGAGAGCCUCCUGAAUGGGGCCAUAAGCGCUUCCGGCUUCCUCGAGGGCCGCCUGAUCAAGACCGAGCCCCAGGACCCGGACGUGUCGCGGGACUACACGGCGGCUGGUGAGGGGGGGCCCCCUUACCGCUGCCCUGUGUGCUCGGUGGGCUUUGCCCGGCGCAUCAGCAUGGCCAACCACGUGCGCAUCCACACGUUCGACUCGAGCCGCGAGACCCUGUACCCGUGCCCGCUGUGCACCAUGGUGUUCGACAAGCGCGACCACCUGGUGCGCCACGUGCGCACCCACACGGGCGAGAAGCCCUACAAGUGCCCUCACUGCCCGAUGGCCUGCGCCGUCAAGUGGAAUCUGGUGACGCACAUGCGGACCCACACCGGGGAGCGCCCCUACAAGUGCCACCUGUGCCCCAAGACGUUCGCCCAGAGGUCCCCGCUCACCACCCACCUCCGGCUGCACAUGGGCUGCAACCCGUUCAAGUGCAGCCGCUGCUUCCAGUCCUUCCGGAGCAGGUGGAUGCUGGCGAGCCACGAGCAGACGUGCAACGGGGCCUAGCGCUGCGUGCUCAAGAGCUUGCCUCGCGGCGGAUCGCGGUCGAUCUGACGCCGCAAUGCAUUUGCGGCUGUGAACUCGCGUGAUACGUGUGUCGGGUCGUCGCGUGACGUGUUCGCGCGACUGGGUUGCUGCGCCUCCUCUCAAUGAUCCGAUGGUACCGGAGACUCGUAGCUUCCGCCGCAGCUUGUUUCUGGCCGAUGGCGCUCGUCGGAGGCGACCGGAGACGGGGGAAACGUGGGUAGAACUGCGGUACUUGGAGAACUCGUCUUCGACUGGUGUGUCCACCAUCCUAUCCCGCCCGUGCGGUUGCAAGGGGUUACAAAGCGGCGAGGAAUUGCCUCGCAGGAGCCGCCAUGUCACACCUUCGGGUGUCGCCGUCCCAGUGGUUGGUCGUAGAAACGCUGGCAAAAAUGGCGAGCGGACGCGAGGGUGUCUGCCUUGGUUUCCAUCGAAUUUCUGGCUUCAGGGCAAUGUAUGCUCUAGAACGAGCGCCCGCCGCAUACAUCUUAAUUUGUUGCCGUGUCACUGCCGGGGUCGCGAUAAGCAACGGCACGAGCUGCGUAACACUUACGAUGUUGUCGGUAGGAAAACAACAAACUCGAGAAUGUGGUAGGCAGGGUAGUUGGAGGUGCACUGAGCACCCUGGGUGGAACUGACGUUACCACAUUAUCAGGUCAGCUCAAUGGUGGACCUUCACGUGUCGCCUGCGAGGGUUUUUAUAAUGACUCGGGCGAUGUUGUCGUCAUUGGCUAGCCCUCUUCAUACUUUCGGGUGACAAACUAUCUUAGGAAUGUAUGAGUUUGUUAUUUGCAAUAUAAUGUUUCCUCUUUCGAAAAUGUACCAUUCUGUUUGUAGCACAUUUCCUCGUGUUGACACAAUCACAUCAAAACAUGUUCUCGCUUUCGAAAUAUCAAAAUUAAGCUUCUCAGCACGCGUGAUGCAGUUAUGGUAGAUUCGCCUAAAUCCACCAAGUCGACCCGCAGAGAAACCUGUGUGCUUCACUUUACUCUAAGGUGCAGAGCCGAUAAUGUGUGGGUUUUUUCCAAGACUAGCAGCCUGUGGACAAAGUGCCAAACGCACUGGCAGUGCCGCCGCUACUGACACCCGGACACGGUUUUGAGCGCUUCCUGUAGUACAGCACCCACGGGAAGUUCCGCAAGCGUUCAGCGUCCUAUCAUGCCCAUACAAGAAAAGUGGUCCCGAAGUGGCAACGAACAACGUCGGAAACGUUGGAGUGUCGCGCUGUCGGAUAUCACGAUCCUGGUAGUUGGUGCUAGAAGUAUAGGCAAAAAGCACGCGCGAAAGGGGAGCGUCGCCGUCGUUGCGGCGUACCAACUCCCGCCGGUUGUAACUUUCAUUGACUGAAGCCGGAGCGUGAUCCGCAGCAGAAAGCGCCUGCCACGUUCACCACUGCUCCGGCGACACGACCGGCAAGAUCGUGGGCGGCGACAGCACGACACUUCUAUGGAACGUUACCAGAUCAGAGACAGUUGACAAGCUUUUUAGAACGCCUGGCGCCUUUUCGUGGCGCGUGCGCUCAUUGCCUGCGGUGAAAAGUGGCCACAGUGCAGGGCUGCCAACCUUAGGGGAAUUUCCCAGAUUAAGGUAAUAUUCAGGUCUAUGUGAGAAUAAGGGAAGUCUUGCUAGUUUGAGGGAACUUUUGGGCACUGUAUAUAUCUGGAGUAUUUAGGUCAAUCAUGUUUUUGUUUUCUUUCGAGAUAACAUUGAAUUUCAUUGGCUUUGGUUACAUUUUGGGUUAUUCCCUCCAUCUGCUUGGCGCUUUGUAGUGAGACCAUCUGGCAACACUGAGGAGCUCUGAAACAACUUUUUUUCGGCAAAAUCAAUUUUCAUCACCGCCAUGAAAACUACGCAGGAAGGGAUCAGUCAACUUGAAGCUUUUGAGAGCGCAGCUAUGCCUUUUCAGAAAAGAAAGCUUGAGUACAAGAAAAUACUGAGAUGUCUGGAGGUACAGACACCAUGUCAAAGAUACAGGCUUACCAUGACUAAUAAUAUUUCGCGAAGUGCCCUGGCACGAAAUGGUGCUUGUUAUGUGUCGUGUUCCAUGUGCUCGAAUUUGAGAGCACUAGCUUGUGUUACAGUUUUCGUUUUGAACCGUCUAUUAUAAAAAGCGCUAAAGAAGUUAUUAAACGAGUACCAUGUUCUGAUGAUGUGCAUUACAUUUUAGGCGACGAUAGGGUUUCAUUUGGCACGUCGAAUCUCCCAGUAACACUUCCCCUCGCUAGAUCUGCUCUGACCACUCUUUUUUUGCGAAACAUAUGCGGGGCGUAAAGGCAACAUAAUUUAUCUCUCAUCGUAAGAAUGGAAGUGGUGCAGGUAACAACGAAUAUUUAGUAUUAUAUAAUUAUUUGGGCAAGUGAGGGAAAUUUAAGCAGAAAUAGGGAAUUUUAAGGUGUCCGCAAGGGAAAUUCUUCCUUUCUGUGUUGGCAGCCCUGCCACUUUGGUCGUCACGAAGUGGCGGCACGUGGUACUAUCCAUGAACGCGAGGUCCUCGGUACACCUACCCCUGCAGCUGGUGGUGCCAGCUAUACGGGUAAAUCUGCAUAAUAAAAACUAGGCAAAUAAAAAAAAAAAAAAA